Messenger RNA from Phyllotreta striolata, 396 nucleotides. Lineage: Eukaryota; Metazoa; Arthropoda; Insecta; Coleoptera; Chrysomelidae. The record is from the annotation of a GenBank genome assembly.
AUGAAAAAUCAUCUUUUACUCGCCAUUUUGUUAUUUAAAUCCGCAAACGGAGAUGAAAAUGAGUCUUCAAGCACUAACAAAGAAGUCCAGAUACGACAGAAAUUCGACCAUUACUUCCCGGACGAUUUCUUACAUGGAGUAAGGGUGAAGUCAAGAAAUGCUUUGCUGAGGAAUGGUGCAUCCAAACGACAAGAUCUGAGACACGAGGAAUAUCAAUCUUCUUCGAAGUGGGAGAUCCUUCUUCCUGAAUUUCUGAGCAACCAGAAGGAAAAAAGAAAACCACCCCGGAGGCCGAAUUCGGGCAGGUUGGGCAGAAUAAGGCGGAGUGGAAAAUUCGGAGAUGAAUUUCUUCAGUUUCUUUGGAUGGAGAAUAGAGGAUGGACUCGUCGAAAUUGA